Leopardus geoffroyi (Geoffroy's cat) is the source of this 1804-nucleotide messenger RNA. It is a transcript of the gene AADAC, whose product is annotated as arylacetamide deacetylase. Gene Ontology annotation, molecular function: carboxylic ester hydrolase activity. Lineage: Eukaryota; Metazoa; Chordata; Mammalia; Carnivora; Felidae. Gene Ontology annotation, cellular component: membrane. The record is from RefSeq and is a predicted model, not a curated record.
UUGGAUAUGAUAAAAUUUGCAACAGAAGAGUUCUUUGUACUUGUUACUAAGUUUAAUGAGUAAACUUAGUAACAGGACAGCCAAUGAAAUGACAGACUAAGCAGUGGAAUUUGUGUUCAGGAAGUUAGAUGACACUUUAUGAGGGUGCCAAAACGUGGGUGUAAUUUUCAGCCACUGAAUAUUUCAAGUGUAUUUGCCGUGUCACCAAGUCAAAAGAGCAGAUGAGAACCAUCAUGGGAAGAAAGACCAUUUUACUUCUGAUUAUGGGGGUUCUUGGGGCAUAUUAUGUUUAUAUACCUGUCCCAGAUAACAUUGAGGAGCCAUGGAAACUAAUGUUGGUUAACACAUAUAUGAAAACUUUAACAGAUUUGGUAAUUAGAGAGGUUCUGUUUAUUGAACUAUUGGGAAUCAACCAUGCCAUGAACAUUGUAAUGUUCUUUAUGAGCUUUCAAGAAGUCCCACCCACAUCUGAUGAAAAUGUCACUGUGAUGGAGACAACUUUCAACAAUGUUCCUGUCCGCAUAUAUGUACCAAAAUGAAAGCCAGAGAGACUAGGCUUAUUUUAUAUUCAUGGUGGUGGUUGGUGUUUGGGAGUGCUGGUAUCUUUGUUUAGUUAUGCCUUUCUGUCAAAACAGACAGUGGAUAGAUUUGAUGUUGUUGUCAUUUCAGUCAACUACAGACUAGCCCCUAAAUAUCACUUUCCAAAUCAAUUUGAAGAUGUAUAUAAUGCAUUAAAGUGGUUCUUACACCAAGAUGUUCUUGAUAAAUAUGUGGAUCCUGAAAGAAUUGGAAUUUCUGGAGACAGUGCUGGAGGGAAUUUAGCUGCAGCAGUGACUCAACAGCUCAUAGAUGACUCGGAUGUCAAGAUCAAACUCAAGACCCAGUCUUUAAUUUAUCCUGCUCUUCAGACUCUUGAUAUGGAUUUACCAUCAUAUUGGGAAAAUUCACACUUUCCACCUCUGCCCAAAUCACUGAUGGUCAGGUUCUGGAGUGAAUACUUUACCACGGACAAAUCACUUGCAAAAGCUAUGCUCUUCAAGCAACAUGUACCAGUGGAAUCAAGCCAUCUGUUCAAAUUUAUUAAUUUGAGUUCUUUGCUCCCUGAAAAGUUUAAGAAAGGGCACUUUUAUAACAGUCCAACUUAUGGUAGUUCUGAAUUGGCUAAAAAAUAUCCAGGAUUUCUUGAUGUGAGGGUAUCCCCCUUGUUAGCUGAUGACAACAAAUUGCAAAGUUUACCCUUGACCUAUGUCAUCACCCGUCAAUAUGAUGUCUUAAGAGAUGAUGGAAUCAUGUAUGUCACCUGACUUCAGAAUGCUGGAGUUCAGGUGACCCAUAACCAUAUUGAGGAUUGAUUCCAUGGAACACUUUCCAAUUAUGCACUUAAAAUUACACAUAGAGUAGAAAAUCAGUAUAUGAUUUGGCUAAGUGAAAAUCCAUAGUAAAAAUCUGAGGAGGGGUCCAUAAAAUAUAUAUAAGCCCAGAAUAGGAAACUACUUAGAAUCAAAGGUUAUGUUUGGAUUGAUGUUUAUCAUCUGUGGCCUUUCUAAAGUCUUCAUAGCCAUCAUGUUGUUUGUUUUUUAACUCAGGGAGUUCUCUAUUUCUUGUCCUAAGUGUUGUUUAUUCACUUCUGUACCUUAGAAAAUAUUUACUUUCCUGUAUAUUCUUUUCUUGCUGCUGUUACUCAUUUCUUUAGCUCUAAUUCAUAGCUCUAGUUUUUUUUUUUGUUUUUUUUUUUUAAUAUUUAUUUUAUUUUUGAGAGACAGAGCAUGAGCAAGGGAGAAGCAGAGAGAGAGAGGGAGACAGC